CAACCCAAUUCAUAUUCAUAUUUCUCUCCCUUUUCUAAUUUAUUUUCUAAGCCCAACACAUACAACCUUAUAUUCUCCCAUUCAUCAUAACCAAAAACUUUGUCACUGGCUUAUUUAUUCUCUAUUAAUAUUAUAUCCUUUGGGUAUUGUAUUGUAUCGUAUUGCUUUAUACAAAUUCUUAACUCAAUUAGCCUAGCUAGCUAGGUCAUUAUAAAAAAAAUAAAAAUAGUGUUCCUUGAUGGCUGACCAGAAGAAUCAAAACCCGGAUUCAGGAACCAUUAGUGUUGAAUCAGCAAAAGAAAAAAGAAGGAACAAACUUCCCAACUUCCUGCUAUCAGUGAGACUCAAGUAUGUGAAGCUAGGGUACCAUUACGUAAUCUCCAAUGCAAUGUACCUUCUGCUCAUACCCCUUCUAGGCAUAGCUUCGGCUCAUCUUUCAACCCUUUCCAUCAAGGACUUUCUCCAAUUAUGGGAGAAUCUCAAGUUCAACCUUGUCUCGGUAACCCUAUGUUCAAGCCUCACGGUGUUCCUCGCCACCCUCUACUUCAUGACCCGUCCAAGGGGGGUGUACUUAGUAGAUUUUGCAUGCUACAAGCCUGACGUGGAUUGCACGUGCACGCGGGAGAUUUUCGUGGAGAGGUCUGGUCUCACAGGCUCAUUCUCGGAGGAGAACUUGUCCUUUCAGAAGAAGAUCCUUGAGAGGUCUGGUUUGGGGCAGAAGACGUAUCUUCCGCCCGCAAUCUUGAGUUUGCCGCCGCGACCGUGCAUGGCGGCGGCCAGGGAGGAGGCUGAGCAAGUCAUGUUUGGAGCAAUUGACCAGCUGCUGGCAAAGACUGGUGUGAAGGCUAAGGAUAUUGGGAUCUUGGUGGUCAAUUGCAGCUUGUUCAACCCCACACCUUCACUCUCUGCCAUGAUUGUCAAUCACUACAAGUUGAGAGGGAAUGUUUUCAGUUAUAAUCUUGGUGGCAUGGGUUGCAGUGCUGGCCUUAUCUCUAUUGACCUUGCCAAGCACCUCCUCCAGGUCCAUCCCAACUCUUAUGCCUUGGUAGUGAGCAUGGAGAACAUCACUCUGAACUGGUAUUUUGGCAACAACCGGUCAAUGCUAGUCUCAAACUGUCUCUUCAGAAUGGGAGGAGCAGCAAUCCUCCUCUCCAACCGCUCCGGCGACCGCCACCGCGCCAAAUACCAACUAGUCCACACAGUGCGGACUCACAAAGGAGCAGAUGACAAGUCCUACGGCUGUGUCUUCCAAGAAGAAGAUGAGACAAAAAGAAUUGGUGUGGCACUCUCAAAAGACCUAAUGGCUGUGGCAGGAGAGGCCCUAAAGACCAACAUCACAACACUAGGACCCUUGGUCCUCCCUAUGUCAGAACAGCUUCUUUUCUUUGCCACAUUGGUGGCUAGGAAAGUGUUCAAGAUGAAGAUAAAACCAUACAUCCCAGAUUUCAAGUUGGCCUUUGAGCAUUUUUGCAUUCAUGCUGGAGGGAGGGCAGUGUUGGAUGAGUUGGAGAAGAAUCUUGAGCUCUCUGAUUGGCACAUGGAGCCCUCAAGGAUGACACUAAAUAGGUUUGGUAACACUUCUAGCAGUUCCUUGUGGUAUGAAUUGGCCUACACUGAAGCCAAAGGGAGGAUCAAGAAAGGUGACAGGACUUGGCAGAUUGCAUUUGGGUCAGGGUUUAAGUGCAACAGUGCUGUGUGGAGGGCUUUGAGGACCAUCAAUCCUGCUAAGGAGAAAAAUCCUUGGAUGGAUGAGAUUCAUGAGUUUCCUGUUCAUGUGCCUAAAGUGGCACCAAUUGCUUCCUAAAUUAAUCAAACAUCUUUUUCUCUUUUUAGUAUGAUUCUAAAAUUAAAGAAACUUGUUCAUGAAACAGAAGAGAAGAUUGUUAAUUAUUACUCCUGUAGCUUUUCCAGUUUCUUUGGUCUUGUAACAUUGUGUUGAAUUUAAAAGAGUGUGCAUACAGUUAUUCCCCUGUUAUUUAUUUCA
This is a messenger RNA of Glycine soja, 1984 nucleotides long. RefSeq names its product 3-ketoacyl-CoA synthase 11-like. The coding region runs from base 239 to 1804 and encodes 521 amino acids. The transcript has 2 exons. Lineage: Eukaryota; Viridiplantae; Streptophyta; Magnoliopsida; Fabales; Fabaceae. Gene Ontology annotation, cellular component: membrane. The record is from RefSeq and is a predicted model, not a curated record. Gene Ontology annotation, molecular function: acyltransferase activity, transferring groups other than amino-acyl groups. Gene Ontology annotation, biological process: fatty acid biosynthetic process.